Oncorhynchus nerka (sockeye salmon) is the source of this 5443-nucleotide messenger RNA. Its product is annotated as mucin-2-like. The record is from RefSeq and is a predicted model, not a curated record. Lineage: Eukaryota; Metazoa; Chordata; Actinopteri; Salmoniformes; Salmonidae. Bases 93 to 4658 code for a protein of 1521 amino acids. The transcript is spliced from 10 exons.
CUGCUCCAACAACAACCCCAGAUGUUCCAACAACAACCACAUCUGCUCCAACAACAACCACAGUUUUUCCCACAACAACCAUACAAGUUCCAAUGACAACUACAAUUGGGGCUACAACAACCACAGAUACUCCAACACCAACCACAACUGCUCCCACAUCAACCACACCUUCUCCAACAACAACCACAGCUGUUCCCACAACAACCACUGCUGCUCCCACAACAACCACAGCUGCUCCCACAACAACCACAGCUGUUCCCACAACAACCAUAGCUGCUCCAACAACAACCCCAGAUGUUCCAACAACAACCACAUCUGCUCCAACAACAACCACAGUUUUUCCCAAAACAACCAUACAAGUUCCAAUGACAACUACAAUUGGGGCUACAACAACCACAGAUACUCCAACACCAACCACAACUGCUCCCACAUCAACCACACCUUCUCCAACAACAACCACAGCUGCUCGCACAACAACAACAUCCUUCCCCACAUCUGCUCCCACAACCACCACAGCAGCUCCAACGACAACUACAAUUGGGGCUACAGCAACUACAGAUACUCCAACGACAACAACAACUGAUCCCACAUCAACCAUAGCUUCUCCAACAACAACCACAGCUGUUCCCACAACAACCACAGCUAGUCCGACAACAACCCCAGAUGUUCGAAACACAACCACAACUCUUCCAACAACAACAACAGCUGCUCCCACAACAAAAACAGAUACAUCCACAACAACCACAGCCAUCCCCUCAACACUCACUGCUGCUCCCACAACAACCACAGCAGCUUCAACGACAACUACAAUUGGGGCUACAACAACCACAGAUACUCCAAUAACAACCACAAUUGCUCCCACAUCAACCACAGCUUCUCCAACAACAACCACAGCUGUUCCCACAACAACCACUGCUGCUCCCACAACAACCACAGCUGCUCCCACAACAACCACAGCGGUUCCCACAACAACCCCAGCUGUUCCAACAACAACCCCAGAUGUUCCAACAACAACCACAUCUGCUCCAACAACAACCACAGUUUUUCCCACAACAGCCAUACAAGUUCCAACGACAACUACAAUUGGGGCUACAACAACCACAGAUACUCCAACAACAACCACAACUGCUCCCACAUCAACCACACCUUCUCCAACAACAACCACAGCUGCUCGCACAACAACAACAUCCUUCCCCACAUCUGCUCCCACAACAACCAAAGCAGCUCCAACGACAACUACAAUUGGGGCUACAGCAACUACAGAUACUCCAACGACAACGACAACUGCUCCCACAUCAACCAUAGCUUCUCCAACAACAACCACAGCUGUUCCCACAACAAACACAGAUACAUCCACAACAACCACAGCCAUCCCCUCAACACUCACUGCUGCUCCCACAACAACCACAGCAGCUUCAACGACAACUACAAUUGGGGCUACAACAACCACAGAUACUCCAACAACAACCACAAUUGCUCCCACAUCAACCACAGCUUCUCCAACAACCACAGCUGUUCCCACAACAACCACGGCUAGUCCGACAACAACCCCAGAUGUUCCAUCCACAACCACAAAUCUUCCAAUAACGACCACAGCUGCUCCCACAACAAACACAGAUACAACCACAACAACCACAGCCAUCCCCUCAACACUCAUUGCUGCUCCCACAACAACGACAGCAGCUCCAACGACAACUACAAUUGGGGCUACAACAACCACAGAUACUACAACAACAACCACAGCUGCUCCCACAUCAACCACAGCUUCUCCAACAACAAGCACAGCUGUUCCCACAUCAACCACAGUCGCUACUUCAAAAACCACUGCUGCUCCCACAACAACCAGAGCUGUUCCCACAACAACCCCAGCUGUUCCCACAACAACCACAGCUGCUCCCACAACAACCACAGCGGUUCCCACAACAACCACAGCUUCUCCAACAACAACCCCAGAUGUUCCAACAACAACCACAUCUGCUCCAACAACAACCACAGCUUCUCCCACAACAACCAUACAAGCUCCAACGACAACUGCAAUUGGGGCUACAACAACCACAGAUACUCCAACAACAACCACUACUGCUCCCACAUCAACCACACCUUCUCCAACAACAACCACAGCUGCUCGCACAACAACCACAUCCUUCCCCACAACACCCACAUCUGCUCCCACAACAACCACAGCAGCUCCAACGACAACUACAAUUGGGGAUACAGCAACUAUAGAUACUCCAACGACAACCACAACUGCUCCCACAUUAACCAUAGCUUCUCCAACAACAACCACAGCUGUUCCCACAACAACCACCGCUGCUCCCACAACAACCACAGUCGCUACUUCUAAAACCACAGCUGCUCCCACAACAACCACAGCUUCUCCAACAACAACCACAGAUGCUCCAACAACUACUAAAGUUGCUCUCACAACAACCCCAGCUGCUCCAACAACAAUCUCAGCUAUUCCCACAACAACCACAGCUGCUCCCACAACAACCACAGAAUCCCCCACAACCACAGUCGCUACUUCAAAAACCACAGCUGCUCCCACAGCAACCAUAGCUGCUCUCACAACAACCACAGCUUCUCUCACCACAACCACAGCUGUUCCAACAACAACCACAACUGCUCCAACAACAACCACAGCUGUUCUUACAACCACAGCUCUUCCCACAGCAACCACAGAAUCUCCCACAACAACCACAGCUACUCCCACAGCAACCACAGAAUCUCCCACAACAACCACAGAUGCUCCCACAACAACCACUGCUGCUCCCACAACAACCACAGCUGAUCCCACAACAACCACAGCUACUCUAACAACAACCACAGCUUUUCUGACCACAGUUACAACUGGUUCUUCAACCACUACCACAACACCGGCCCCUCCACCACCAGAGGUUAAGUUGGAGUUCAAAUUAGAGCAAAUCUUCACAGCAGAGUUGAAUAAUGCAUCUUCACCAGAGUUCCAAGCAUUAGUAACCAGUGUGGCUACAGAGCUGGACACAGUUUAUCGAAACAAAUAUGGAUCCAGUUUUAAUCGCACAGAGGUUCUAGGUUUCAGUCAAGGUUCGGUUGUGGUAGAUGCUAAGCUGAUAUUUAACAAUGCCAGCUCAGUCCCUGAGUCCAGUGCAGUGGUUGCAACCUUGAUAGAGAAUGUCUCAAGCAACAGCUCUUAUAUCUCUCUCCCACUGAACACAACUUCUAUCGUGGCAACAAGAGUCGUUUCAACCUCAGCUACAACUACUACUUCUACUCCAGAUCCUCCAAUAUCAACACCAUAUACGGUCAUGAACGCAACUUCGGCCCCCUCAAACAGGUCAACUACAAAUAUGGUUGUCAAUGCAGCAUCGGAUCCUGUGAACAUGUCAACAACACACAUAGUGCCCAAUGGAACAUCAGCGCCAAUACAUGUGUUAACAUCAGCCCAAAGUUCUGUCAAUGUCACAUCAGGACCUGUAACACAAAGCAAUACAACUUCAACACUAUCAACUACAACCCCUUCGUCGUUGUCAACUACCCCAAUAGUCAACACAACAGUUCCUUCAACUACACCCAUAGUCAACACAACAGCAACUCAAAAUACCCCAGUAGUCAACGCAACAACAUCUCCAACUACCAAUUUGACCGAAGUACUAACUACCCCAUUACCAACUAAGCCGGUAGCAACUACCCCAGUACCAACUAUCCAAGUGCCAACUACAACGGCAUCCCGUGCAACAGAGGCGCCACUGACCAGCCCACAACUGUCACUGCAGUUCAGCCUGAUAUCUAUCUUCACUAUCUCUCUGAGCAACAGCAGGUCACCAGAGUUCCUGGCUUUGGCAAAUCAUGUGACUACACAGCUGGAUAAUUUGUUCAAGGCUCAAUUUGGAGCCAGAUUCUUUCGAACUGUUGUCAAUAGUUUCAGGUCAGGGUCAAUUGUGGUGGAUUCUACGUUGAUAUUCAACAACAUCAGCUCAGUGCCUAACGAUAGCCUGGUAGCACAAACUUUACAAACUGCCAUUACUUCCAACACGUCUGGCCUGACCUUACCUAUCAAUUCAUCCUCCAUUGUGGUCACACGUGCUACUACAAUGACUAAUGCAACCACCUCCGCUGCAACAACUGCUGCUCCAACUGCAGAUGUCACCACGACCCCUCCGGCAGUGGCCAAAACCACCACCACCGCUGUUCCGGCAGCAACCACCACCACCGCUGUUCCGGCAGCAGCCACCACCACUGCAGUCGCACUAACUAACCCUCCAUCUUCUAGUGAAGGAACCCUGAUUCUUCGGUUCAGUCUCGAUGAGAAAUUCACCUCGGAUCUUGCCAACCCGUCCUCUUCAGCAUUCAAGGCUCUGGCUGGCAAAGUGGUCUCAGAGGUGAACAAGAUUUUUGCUAGAACCCCAAGCUUCCUUCGUUCCAUUGUCAACUCAUUCAAGAGUGGAUCUGUAGUUACCAACAUGACUCUCGUGUUCAGUAACAAAUCUUCGGUUCCCAGCGCAUGCAGCGCACAGGCAACUUUCACCAUCAGUUCCACCUCCCUGAACAUCCUACCGGGCAGCGUCAAUGUUGAGUCAUCAGUCAAUUCAGGAAGUGCACCCCGACCCACUGCCUUCUGUCUGGCUUUCUUGCCUCUCACUUUGGCACUGCUAAUGGUACAGUUGCUGGCUAACUAAUAGCCUGUGUCAUAGCUCCUAUGGCAUUUUUUCCACCAAUGAAUGGUUUUCCAGCUCUCAUAGAGACAGCCUUAUGAUUAAGGACCUGCUUUGGCAGAAGAAUACACAAUGGAUUGUGCCUGUGUUAAUUGGCUAAAUAUAUAUGUAUUUCAUGUACAUUCCCCCAAGUACAUACACAAACAAAACAAAACACACCUAAUUGUACAUUUUGAUGUCAAGUAUGAUAUUUGUGACAUUCCUUAAGAAAUCAUAUAGUUUUGCUAAUGAAUUUUAAAUGCAUAUACCUUUGCUUACAAGUGACUGUAUUUAUGCUUAACCAUAUAGACAUUACUUAUUUAUUUGCAUCUUGCACAUAGCAGCUUGCACAUGUUUUAUCUGUUAGAUUAAUACGGAAAAUAACUGAAAGAUUAGAAAACCGUUCCUACAACAUGUGACAUCCAAAUCCUAUUGUAAUUUUUUUUUUAUUGUGUUAUUUGAUCAUAGUUGCAUUUUUAAUCAUUAACUUAUUGUAACUACUUUAUAUCUGUUUUUAAAUUCACCAAGACCAAAUACCUUUAUGAUAAUUUUAUUUUGGGUCAUGUAAUUCGGUUGAAAAAAGUUUAUUUUUCUCAAAUGUUGUGCACAAAUUUGUUUUCAUCUCUGUUAGUGAGAAUUUAUCCUUUGCCAAGAUAAUCCACCCCCCCAUAACAGUUUUAGCAUAUGAACACUUUACAUCUUGCAUUUAUACGUUUGUUCAGUAUUCCUGUAAAUCUAUCUACUUAUCUGUCAUUAAAUAAACGUUUUGA